GUUUUCGAGCAGAAUAUACAGCUGAGAUUUCUUGAGCAACAUGGAAGGCAGCCUUGCAGCAGACUCAGCAAAUAUGUUUUGUCACUGUGCAGAGAAUCCGCUUUGUUUUUUUGUUGUACGCCUGCAGCUUAUUUAAGAACUUUCCAAGAAAGCGGGAAGGGAGUGAGCCCACAAGGCAAAGAUGACUUCCACGCUUUUCAGAUUGACAGAUGAAGAACGUUCCGUGGUCCAUUUUGGCAGCAUGCCGUUUGAGCUGGCCGCCGAAGUUUCCGAAUUUCUACCGGCAAGUUUACGAGACCAAGACCUUUCAGCCUACCGCGCAGUGACAAAGGAGUAUGCUCAGCUUGUGCCAAAUGAGAGGCUACGCGAAGAAAGGGGACGGGCCUGCUUCGCGCAGCGCAAGAAACGUGGUAAGAAACAGCGCAAAACUCCGCCUCCUGGGAUGUCGGUGCAUUACUCUGGUUUCAUCGGCCCAUACUUCUACAAGAGCACGGGCAGUAUCUUUGAUGGUUGGUGGGAAUCUUGCGGCUUUACUUUUUCCUCUGUGCAAGAUCUUUUUCAUGACUGCUGGACCCCAUCGUUUACGUGAUGGAAGGGCGGCUGUGGAGGCCGAGGCCAGUGGAG
This is a messenger RNA of Cladocopium goreaui, 624 nucleotides long. Lineage: Eukaryota; Dinophyceae; Suessiales; Symbiodiniaceae. The record is from the annotation of a GenBank genome assembly.